Molecule: messenger RNA, 1129 nt
Organism: Wyeomyia smithii (pitcher-plant mosquito)
Lineage: Eukaryota; Metazoa; Arthropoda; Insecta; Diptera; Culicidae
Exons: 2
Coding region: 168-881 (237 amino acids)
Source: RefSeq, a predicted model, not a curated record
AGCGCCGAUUGAAAAUGCCCUGUUUUGGAUAUGGCCAGUUUAGUUGCCGGCUAGCUUUGAGACGGGACGGUUUAGUUAGUAGUGUCGUAUAAUCUAGUGAUAUCAAGAAUCCAAGAAACGUUCUGAGUAACUUCUUCAAUUAGGACAGUGCACAUAUUAACUUCGUAAUGAUUCACUUUUUGCUGAUGGGACAGUUUCUACUGUUUUUAUGUAAAGCUCAACGAGAUCGAGAGCCGAUAGAACAGAAACCACUUGCUGAGUUUUCGGGAUACGAUUAUCCUAAACCAUCGAUCACCUUUGAAGAUGGCUACGUCUACAAUAAGCCGAGUUGUCCAUUAGUUCUUCCGAGCACUCAAUAUGUUACAUUACCUCCGGUUGUCAGCGUCCAACUGCAUACCACUACACACACUGAAACAGUGGUUCAAACCUUGAUUGCCACGUCCACCGAUUACCUAACUGUAACCAGUACAAAGUUUAACUGUGCGCCAAGUACUUAUCUCUCUCCUCCACCAACCUCCCCAAACACCUAUCUCCCGGUGGGCAAGCCCACCAACACUUACUUGCCGAAACUACGCGUGGAUAUCGAACAAACUACUCCAAACUCAUUUCUUCAAAGCUACGACUAUUCGCAAGCAGCACCCAUCAAACGAAUGAUCGAUGAUUUUACUGCAAACACGCUGGAUGAUCACCUAAGUGUUGCACUACACUCACCAAUUGGUCAGGAUAAUUCUACGACUACAACCCAACUACCAACAGCUGUCAACAUCAUUUAUCUCGAUCGCCGAACCGCAGAGGACACUUCGAGUGGCCCACCGGCAGAUCUUUUGAGCUGGUUACUGUGCCGUUUCAAUCUAGUCAAUAAGACCUGCGAGAAUCAAUGAGCCGAUAAUGCCCCUUCCUGUUGUACAGUUGAAGUAAAAACUUUUUGAACGCAAAAAUUUGGAAAAGCCAUAGAGCUUUCUGGCAGCUCAAUCAAGGUUGUUCGUUUUAUUAUUUACUCCUAAUUUUAUUUACACAAACCCGAAUAUAAAACCCUUUCUGAGUAGAAUAAUUUCAUAAAUCGAGUAUUCAAGUUCAAGCAAAUCCGUUAAAUAAGAUAACUUUUAAGUUAACUUUGUUUUCGUCAGAA